Messenger RNA from Nannospalax galili (Upper Galilee mountains blind mole rat), 1746 nucleotides. RefSeq names its product tripartite motif containing 15 (gene Trim15). Lineage: Eukaryota; Metazoa; Chordata; Mammalia; Rodentia; Spalacidae. The coding region runs from base 116 to 1033 and encodes 305 amino acids. Gene Ontology annotation, molecular function: zinc ion binding. The record is from RefSeq and is a predicted model, not a curated record. The transcript is spliced from 7 exons.
UCCUCUCGGAUUCCUUUGCCUCGGCGACGCUGACGCAUUCAAAAGUGACUCAAUUUCAGGGAAUUCGACUGCGCGGAGACAGAAGGCUGCGUGGACCGGCAGGGAAGGCACCGUGAUGCCCUCGACCCGGUCCCUGCGGGGACUCCAUCAAGUGACCUGUCCUGCCUGCUUCGGGCGCCUGCAGGAUGCGGUGAGCCUGGCCUGCGGACACACGGUGUGUGGGCUCUGCCUCCCUCCAAGCACCCCGAUGGGCGCACAGCUGCUCUGCCCGCUCUGCCAGGAGGAAGAGGAGGAGGAUGCCCGGGCCGCAAUGAUCCCGGUGCCCCUGGGCCCCCUCGGGGAGACCUGCUGCCAGGAGCAUGGAGAGAAGAUCUACUUCUUCUGCGAGACGGAUGCAGAGCUGCUCUGCGUGUUCUGCAGGGAGGGCCCCUCCCACCAGACACACACCGUGGGUUUCCUGGACGAGGCCAUCCAGCCCUACCGGGAGCGUCUCAAGAGUCGGUUGAAAGCUCUGAGCAUGGAGAGGGACAAGAUGGAAGACCUGAAGUGUCAAGAAGAUCAGAAGCUCCAAGUGCUUCUGACUCAGAUCGAAAGCAAGAAGCAGCAGGUGGAAGCUGCUUUUGAGAGGCUGCAGCAGGAGCUGGGGGACCAGCGGCACCUCCUGCUGGCCAGGCUGGGGGAGCUGGAGCAGCAGAUCCAGAAAGAGAGGAAUGAGUAUGUCACAAAGAUCUCCGGGGAGGUCGACCGGCUGGGAGCCCAAGUGGAGGAACUGGAGGAAAAGUGUCAGCAGCCAGCAAGAGAGCUUUUUCAAGAUGUCAGACUCAACCAGAGCAGGUAUGAGGUGAACACUUUUGUGAGUCCAGAGGCCAUCUCCUCUGACCUUGUCAAGAAAAUCCGCAAUAUCCACAGGAAAAUUCUCGCCCUCCCAGAGAUGAUGAGGACAUUUUCAGAACACUUGAUACGCCACCUGGAAACAGAUGCAGCUCCCAGGCGACAUGCUGCUGCUGCUGCUGGCCCAGCCACCUCACCUUGAGAAUCGAAUCCUCAGGCAGAGUACCUGUGACAUCUGUCCUAUCCUCAGGGAACAGAAGGGGAAACUGAGGACCAAGAAGCAGGCCGCAUGAGCCAGGACUCCUUCCGGAUGGCCUCCAGCCCCGUGCACGUUGGGCUCUGCUUCCUCUAAGGAUCACGCUGAACCCUCAGACCACCAGCCUGAGCCUGGUCCUGGGACUGAAGUCUGCACCAUGGGAGUAGCCCACCCCCCAAAGUGGCUAGGGCGACUGGACAGGGGUCCCUGAGUGCCUGAGGAUGGCAUCCAGAGCUGGUCCAGCACCUGUCCUGGCAGGGGCACCGAUACUGACACAGCUGUCCACCACACCGUGUGGACACAGCUGUGGAUCGGACACCCACCUUCCCCUUCCGGCCUCCUCCACAGCCACAGUCUUCCCGUCUUUUGCCUUCUGGAAAGUUCCUGCCUGACUGAAAGACAAAGGUGGAAUCCGGGAAGUGUGGUAGGGACAGCAGGGUCCUAGGACCCACCAGUUCCAGUAACCAGCCGGUACAAGAGAGGCCAGGCAUCUUGGAAACUUACAUAGCAGUUAUUUUUACUUAUUUAUCAAGUACCUACAUCUCCCUGCAGUUCUGAUCCCGGAUGCAGUGCCCCACUAGGUGGACAGAGCAGGCAAGGCUGAGCCAGAAAAGCUAGGAGCCAAUGGGAUUUGGAAGAGGGGAAACAAAACUAAAAUU